GAAUUACUCAUGUGUCACAACAAAACAUAUGGCGGCAAACGUAAUAGUAUUAGACUUUCCUUUUACAAAAGUCGAAGAAAACAAAAAAAUUGGCGAGGGAAAACUAAACGAAGCGAUACAUGCCGUAUGUGCACUUUUAAACAGCAACGGUGGAAUCCUCAAGUUGCAUUCGGCUACGAAAGAAACUUUUAACUUCGACAAAUUGGUUAGGAAAUUCGAGCAACGUAUUAAAGAGCUCGUAGGUUGUUUUGAAAGUUGUAAAAACUUUGAGGUACUAUCGAUCCCGUCGGGUGAGAAAUACACCGAAGUUGUUUUUGGAAUAGCAAGCUCAGAGGACUUUUGCACCGUGAACUACCAUUUAUAUUUGCCGCAUGAAACGCAAGUGAAUUUAAUCGCGCCGACCGAACCGUUAAAAAACGUACGUAGUAUUCUAACCGGGCCACGACUUAUAGAAUGCGAACAGCUAAUACAGCUCGGAUCACAUCGAAAAAAUUUUAUCGAAGGGGAAAAUAUCGGCUCUCCUGAAUCGAAAACCGAACAAUUUAAGAAAGUUAAGUGCGAAGCAACGAAGAACGUGUCAUUAGCGGACCGUAUGGUCAGCAAACACAUUAGAUUCGCGUGUUAUGUUUCAGCUUUUGCCAACCACCGAGGCGGGCAUAUAUAUUAUGGUAUAAAAGAUGACGGCUCGGUCGAAGGCGAGAUUUGUGGCCAGAACGACGAAGAGGUUAGAUGUUUCGACAAUUGUUUUAUUAUCUUUAUUUAAUUUGUUAAAGGCAUAACAUAGGAUUUUAGUUGUAAAUUGGGCCGAUUUGCUUGUACAAGAGGGGGAUAAUCCGUCAACACGCUAAGACGCAUUGCCAUGCUCAAAUCUCCGUCACAGUGUGAACUAGGGGCUGUUCAUAUGAGCCAGGCCAGCCCGGCUAUAGCCGAGAUGGAUCGUAUCAGGACAUUUUUUCCUGAAUAUUAAAAGUUCGUUUGAAUGAACUUUAUACCGCUACUAGAUCAAACUAAGCGAACUGUGAAAUGUCAUUUUGAUGUUUAUCGAAGACGUGAUAAGAGGUUUAUUAAACCGAUCAUCCCGGGUAACCGGGCCAGCCCAGCCCCAUAUGAAAGCCCCCUAGAGCUUAAACACCGUCUGGAUGAACCUAGGCUGUCCUCGCUCAAAACGUCGACGUUCUUGAUAUAUUUUUCUGGUAGUUCGAUGCCGUAAUCCUUCAAGCAUGUCGUCUGGCAAUGGCCCGAUUUUACACGAGACGGAUGUCCGUUUUGGCAAAGAAAUGUUAUUUCGUCUGAUAAUUUGUCUGUGUAUCGACGAAACGUGCUUGCGCUUGGUGUCUCAGACAAAAAUUUGGUUUUUCGUACGUAUUUGACUGGAAUUUGCUUCGGGCAGGGAAACAUUUUCACUGCAAUAGUAAACUGGAAUCAACAUCUUACAAAAUAUCUUUCUGACAGCUGAUAAUAGCGGUAUGAUUGGCUGAAAUUUUAACGGAAUUUUAACAUCAGAGAACCGGUGUAUUAAACUAUCUUUCUAUCCAUCUAUGUAGGUUAUCACUGCCAGAGUUAACAAAGCUAUAUGUAAAAUGCUUUGGCCAAAUAACGCUCCGCAAAGAGGCAAACAUUGGGAUAUAUUCUUCGAGCCGGUUACAGACAGCGGAUAUAAACAAAUCCCAUCAACCUUUGUGGUCGUGGUCACGGUGGUGCAAUGUGCCGGUGGGGUUUUCGCCGAGAAACCGGAAAGCUAUCGAGUUGUUAACGGGAAACCGGAAGCCAUCCCAUUCGAGAUUUGGAAGAAAUGCAUCAGCUCAAAGCAGAGGUCUCCAGAGUGCGACGGAGGAAAGGCCAUGGGUUCGAGGUCAAGCUCAAAUCACAACUCAAACCUUCACAGGUGAGAACGGGGGGGGGAGGCUUACUACUUAUUUAAGUCUGCCACUAGUUUGAGUUUGGCAAAUACAACGUCAACGUCAAUGAGGGCGUGCUCAUCGACAAUAGCAAUACUCUGAGACAAAGGCGACUCUAAACUGUUCAAGGGUGCAUGAAAUUUAAGUCGGUUCUUUAAUUUUUUCUAUGUCAAGUGUGCUUGUUCAAAAGUUACAAUCUUUGACAAAAACAAACUUUGUCGCCCAUCCCCUAAGUUCAAUGCUGGAAAUAUCGCCGAAACAACUUUUGGUAAUUUACCAUGACACAAGCUCAACAUUGAGUUGGGGGGGGGGGGGGUAAUUAAGAAGCGUAACAGGAUUCAACAUCAGAGGGAAAAAUAGUCUCAACCAGGUAGGUCCAAGAUUGUAGCAUACAAGCUAUAUAUAUCGACAUGAGUCACCUUCAUAUGUUCACGACUGCAAAGCAGGCUGAAAAUACUGCUAUUGUUAUUUGUAGGUUUGCGAAUCGCAGAGAUAAAGUCCUGACUGGCAUACCACGUCGUAAAGGGGGUGCGACCAAGUUGGAACAGUCAUGUUUACAGAGCAGAGAGCGUUUGGCAAGAUUUCGUAACAACGGGAACACAACUGGUUUUGAGAAAUACGCCAAAGAGCUUGCCAAUCAAGCAGAUUGUUUUAACGCCAUAGUUUGGCAGCAAAGAGCAGCAUGCAAAUACAGAGAACACCAGUUUGAGGAGGCAUACGAGUUCCUUCAGAGAAGUAAAAGUCUUUUAGCAUUAGGUAUGAAAAAUCUAUGGGCUUGGAGUUGAGAAAAAUCAUCUAACAAGCUAGACAUGUCUGACGAUUCGUCUUUCUUAGCGUAAACACAAGACGUACAAUCCAGAGGACCAGCUAGAAUAUUACAAUCUAUACAGGAAAUGGUCUUAGGAACAAAUCAUGCCAGCUAUUUUCCUGAUAUUUCGUCUAAGGUCCGUUUACACUAGUUGGUAUGAUUUUCUUCUUCUGAUAAAUGUGAAUAAGUGGACGAGUUAGGAAUGUUCAGAUGAGAGUAUAUAUAUACUCCCUCAUCAUAUAUUCCCAACUGAUCUACUCGAAUCAGUGAAAUGGCUGGACUAGCAUGAUAAUGGACCUUUAACCUUAUAACUAAAAUUUUGAUCUAGACAAAAAGUUCAUCACAGCUUGAAAGAGCAUCACAAAAUUAGUAAUAUUCCAAAGUUUCGUUGUGAAAUGUUGUAAAAUGCGGAUAAUAUAGCCCGGCGAAGUUUGCAAUUUUCAGUCAUUUUAGAUUACAAACGGGAAAUUGAUACCCAAAAACGGCAAAUUUCGCAAGGCUAUAUUAUCCGCAAUUUACAACAUUUCGCAACGAAACUUUGGAAUAUUACUAAUUUUGUGAUGCUCUUUCAAGCUGUGAUGAAAUUUUUGUCUAGAUCAAAAUUUUAGUUAUAAGGUUAAAGGUCUAUUUGCUGAUAGUUUAUUCUAUUAAAUGCCGUAUCAAUAUACAUAGCUUGAUCUUGCCAGAAGAAUCAACGAGACAAACUGGCUAGAAUAAAGUACUCUAUAUACUGGUAAUGAUUCUGGGAAGCAACUACAAAGUACAAACGUUCUUCUCAAAGGCGUAUGAAAUUAUAACCAUACAACCACAUAUUGCAGAAAUCGAACAGAGGUCACACUAACUAAUGUGACACAAACGCCCCAGAAUUUACAACAUUCUGUAUUCUCUUAUAUAGCUCACGAGAGUCAUCCAGUCUUAGAAAUUGAGAAUCUCUACUGGGAAUCUCUAGUCAGUCGCGUUCUAGGAAAUUACAAAGAAUGCGACAGUUAUCGAAGACUAGGAAUGCAGCAAAUGGAAUCGUGUCCGCCAGACAUCAUUGGUGCCUGGUUCUUUUUCCAGGAAGCCCGUGCGAUAGAGCGGCUUAUUUCUUGGAAUCCUUGCCAGAUGUCCAACCAAAUACCUCAAGCGAGACUUUGUUAUAUCGAAGCACUGAGACAGGCCUCGAUGUUGGAAGAAUCGACGAGCGUAGCCGAGUUAAAGCAGAGAUGUCACACACGUUUGGCGAUGCUACAUCUUGGCUGCUUCUUCCACGAAAGCGAAAUCACACGAACACAAGAUGUAGUACAGCACGACAUCGAAGAAGCUGAGAAAAUGCUUGAGGUUGUGAACAGGUCUAGUAGGUAAGCUGGUUGUUUUGCCAUAGUAGUAGAAGAUUUGUAUGUGUAAUGACUCUUGUCCAAUGAUAAUAAUUUUUUCAUGCGGCGAAAACCCUCGAAGCAUAGGAGAAAAUCAUUGUUUCCAGCUUGUUGACAAGUUGUCAACGGCUUGUUGACUUGUUCCAAGUUGUUCCAACAACUUGUUAUCGUCCUGCAAUUCAAAAAAUUUGUCAACAAGUUGUGAGUGACGACCUUGUAGCAACUUGAUAAAAUAACAACAUUGUUACAACUUGUUGACAAGCUUGCUACAAGCUUGUUGCGAACACAUCUUGUUGACCGCAAGUUGUCGUACAUAUAUGCGACGUUCGGUUGUUAUUUUAGGGUGCAAGGAUGGCCGUUGACAGAAUUCUGUCGUUGCGAGUACCUCUUGGCAAGAGCACAGCAGAAUGUACGAAAUUGGCAACAGUUACAGGACGAGUACUUCUUAGAGUUAGCCCAAGAGGAGAGCAGCAAGGCACAUGAUAUUUGCGAGAAGAAAAAUUUUCAAGAAAUGAUGAAUUUUGUAGAUGCUGAACUUGAUGAGAUUAAUCACUUGAACUGUACAUAGAUUAUAUAUUGUGAUAUAAUAAGUUAAAUUCCGCUAAGAGACUGUAUUAUAUAUAAACUAGAUAGUUCAAUCAGUUCUAAACUGCUCUCCCUAGAAUCACCCCAGGCAAAGCAUGAAAGUUCAAAGAACUAAAAAGAAGAACUGAGAUUUCCAGCAUGGUGGCUGGCGCUAGUCUAACCAAACUAUCUUUAUUUAUACUGAAUAGCUCUAUCAGUAAUGGACUUAGAGGUGGUCUUAGAGGUCAAAAGUAAGCCAAUCCCUCGUUGGACCGUUGGUCACUGCACCACAGGGGGAACCUAAACUAUACUUACUUUGUUAACACUGGAUAGCUCUUACCUCAGUCUCUGGGAUCCAGUAUAAGGGUUGACAGAGGUAUUGAUGUUUAAUUAUCCAGGAUAAGUUAUAUUUCACGCCAUAUAGCUACAGUAUUUGAUGUAAGUAUGCGCU
This is a messenger RNA of Paramuricea clavata, 5076 nucleotides long. The record is from the annotation of a GenBank genome assembly. Lineage: Eukaryota; Metazoa; Cnidaria; Anthozoa; Malacalcyonacea; Plexauridae.